AUGCUAUUAUUAUUAUUUGGAAGGGAUUUAUCGUUGGGUGUGGCAGACCAAUACGCCGAAAGGCGUCGGCUUCAUAAAGCUUGUCACUAUGAAGGGCGGGUGACACGAUCUCCAAGUUCGACACCAUCGUCCUCCCUCGACGCAGGGCUUCCCCUUGAAACGUUAAGUCGGGACCAUAUCAAAGAUGCUAUGGCUAAGAAACUCGCAUCGGCCCCAAGCGAUAUUUUUGUGACAUACAUCCAAUCCAUCCAUCCUUGGUUCCCUAUUCUCGCACAAACGUUACAGGAUCAGCUCCCGACAUCUUGGAACGAAGCUUCCCCGGAGUACACGCUCCUCGCCUUCUGCAUUAGUUUGCUUUGCACCUUCCCGUCCCCUGAAGACGGGCCUCUGUCUGGUCUUCAGUCCGCGUACCUACAUGUCAAGAGCUGGAUAGCAGUGAUCGAAGGACUCGGUAUCACCUCGCUCAAGAUCGUGGAAGCAAGGAUUUUGGUCGCUCUAUUCGAAGUUGCACAUGGCCUCUACCCGGCAGCUUACAUCUCUAUUGGGACUACUGCAAGAGCUGCCGAUGCACUUAAAAUUGAUUAUUACUUAUCUCCAUCAUCUUCAUCGUCUACUACUGAUGAGUCAGGGAGAGAGGAAGCCGUACUAAUCGGGUGGGCAAUCCGUAUUCUGGACAGAUAUAUAACAGUACAAUCUGGACAUCGUCCAUAUCUCAUUCUCUUUCUCGGCAAAGGUAUCCAUGAUCCCAACAAAAUUCCCUGGCCCACCGGCCUCGAGAAAGACACAAGGAGUCCCCUCUGGCAACUCUCCCGUAUCUUCGAAGCGUCCACACUUCUUGAUAACAUACAAAAUGUGUUACACAACCCCACUUCAGAACAAGCAUUCAACGUGGAAGAAGUAGGGCUUUUGGUGGAGACAUCAUCUAGCCUCUGCACGCUCCUAAUCGAGGAGGUCGAAGAUGCGGACCAGAUAUACUCCGGUGGGCUAGGACUUUGUCAUACUGGCCUACUCCUAGCCUACGAGAACGGUACCAAAGUUCAGAUUACCGAUGGACAAACUUCAACUUGCCAAUCACUUGCCACAUCAUCUCUAAAAUCCAUUCUCACCACUAUAACUAACACGGUGUAUCCCUUUGUCAGUGGUACGCAAGCCAUAGACUUUGAUCACCUUCCUCCAUUUAUCACAUUUCUUGUGUACAAAGCGGCGGGUCUAGUGACAGAGAGGAUGUGGAUGGAAACUGAUUCAAGUGAGGCAUUGAGAAAGUUACACAUUCUAAGAGGAUUCUUAAAAAUUGUGAGCGCAAGGUGGUUAUGUUGCGAGUAUUACCUUGGCCUUGUCAACGAGGAUACAGCGCCGCGAAUAUUAAAAUCUAUCGAGGGCAGGUAA
Aspergillus wentii DTO 134E9 is the source of this 1386-nucleotide messenger RNA. Its product is annotated as fungal specific transcription factor domain-containing protein. The transcript is spliced from 5 exons. The record is from RefSeq and is a predicted model, not a curated record. NCBI's taxonomy places the organism in Eukaryota, Fungi, Ascomycota, Eurotiomycetes, Eurotiales, Aspergillaceae. Bases 1 to 1386 code for a protein of 461 amino acids.